Molecule: messenger RNA, 1422 nt
Organism: Acaromyces ingoldii
Lineage: Eukaryota; Fungi; Basidiomycota; Exobasidiomycetes; Exobasidiales; Cryptobasidiaceae
Exons: 2
Coding region: 1-1422 (473 amino acids)
Source: RefSeq, a predicted model, not a curated record
AUGAUUCUUCUCCUGCUGUAUUUGGCUCUCCUUGCUUCGAUAGGAGCCGCCAGGGCCAUUCCUGUUACACAUGAUGAUGGAACUCUCGUCGACACCCAGUGGCAUCAACCGCGCAACAUCGUCGAAGAGCCAGCGCUUUUCAAACGAGCGGACGGCGAAGAACUAUCCUACAUGAAAUAUCUUCUCGAUCAAGCCGCGUCCAUUCCUCAGCCCAGCUUCGCACCAGCUUCGCAAUAUCACGGGCAUGGGCUCUUCCACGACGAAAGCGACGCAUUCCAAGGGAACCAGGGCAUAUCGCACCACCACUUCAAUGCCCAAGGUCCGGUUCGAUUCCACACUUCGCACCAUCAGCGUUACUCUCAGGUCGUCCCUCGGUCUCACAAUGCGUUUAAUGAACCUUAUGGCGAGGGAACUGAUGAGAUCUACCGUUUGCACAAUCAAUCUUACAUCCAGGAUCUAGCUGGGUCUCACGACUCACACUAUCAACAUCCGUCCAGUACUCUGGACCCCUCUUGGUCUCGCGGCUCGCCUUGGUAUCCUUAUGAUCAGAGGACCUCUGAAUAUUCCCAUUUGCAACAUCCGUCUCACGUCCAGAAUCCACCUCAGGUUUACGACAAUAGCUUUCACCAUCGGCCCAACACGCAAGGCACCUCUUGGUCUCACGGCACGCACUUUUUCUCUUACGGUCAGCGUUCCUCUGAGGAUCUCCAUCUGCAACAUCCGUCCCACGUCCAGGAGCCACCCAGGUUUUACGACAAUAGCGUUCAGCAUCAGCUCGACACGCAAGGCCCCUCUUCGUCUCACGGCUCGUUUUUGGAUCCUUAUGGCCCGGGCUCCUCUAAAAAUUCCCAUUUUCAGCAUCCGUCUCACGGUCAUGGACCCCAUGGAACUUACAGCGAGCAAGCCUACCUGUAUUUCGAGGGCAGCCCUGAGUUAGAUGACCUGGUCAAGCAACAUCUAGCGCACUACUGGAUGACCAGAAUGUCGCACCCUCAAAUUGAUGAGCAACAAUCUCAGACGCAUGCCGGCCUCGAUUUGCCUGGCUCCCACCGUCACCCGCCGUCUGCAGGCGAACACGUUGCAUUCAGAUCUGACGAAAAGAGCCCAUCUGAAGGACAUGUGAGCGGUGAGACAUCUGACCCUGACGUAAAGAGCGAUCGGAAGACGAACUGGAAGGUCGCAAAGCCAAAGAAACCGGGGCCUUCCGCUACGAGAAAGCAAGUGAAAAUAGCCCUGAUCUACUACCUGCGUGCACAAGACGUUGUGGCGACCGGAUAUGAGGGUCUGCUUAAUCUCUCUGAAGAAGACAAAAAGGCGAUGGGACAUGACGGUGAACUCUUCUACCAGAAGAUCUGCGAUUGCCGCGGGGGUCGGUAUGAGGUCGAAGAUUUCCGGCAUCAAACAUGGAGAGAGGACAAAUAG